Messenger RNA from Hemicordylus capensis (graceful crag lizard), 4528 nucleotides. It is a transcript of the gene CDH20, whose product is annotated as cadherin 20. Gene Ontology annotation, cellular component: adherens junction; catenin complex; plasma membrane. The record is from RefSeq and is a predicted model, not a curated record. The transcript is spliced from 13 exons. Gene Ontology annotation, molecular function: cadherin binding; calcium ion binding. Gene Ontology annotation, biological process: adherens junction organization; calcium-dependent cell-cell adhesion; cell morphogenesis. NCBI's taxonomy places the organism in Eukaryota, Metazoa, Chordata, Lepidosauria, Squamata, Cordylidae. The coding region runs from base 1047 to 3449 and encodes 800 amino acids.
GCCGGGAGAAAAGAGGACGGGAAAUAACAAUGAUUGAAAGAGCGAGAGAGAGAUGCUUCGCUCCUAUUUCAAACUAGCUUGAGCUAAAGGAGGCUUCCUCAUCCUUCUCCCGCCUUCCUAAGGCAAGCUUUUUCGGAAGCCAAGGGAAGAAACUAAACAACACUCACCUCGGCAGAAGCCGCAUCUCUGAGGCAGAGAACUAGAGAGGGGAAAACCUGCGCUACUUUUUCAAGAGGCGAUGGAGGGAAACGGGCCUGUCCAGAAUUCAACUUGACUCCCCCCGCCCCCCCGCACUCCGCCGGGAGCAACAGAAAGCGGUUUCUUUUGGGAAGCUCACUUAGUCCAGCGACAGAAGGCACCGAGAAGAGGGAUAGAUUCUCUAGCCGCGCGGCUGCUACAAGGUUUAUUGGAGGGCAGGAGGAGGAAGGAACCCGCCGAAACUCAACCUGCCUCUGCUUGGAGGGAAAAGGGGAGGCGUCUGCGGUGGUCAAAGAAGUGCCUGUCCGCAGAAGGGAGCUGCGUAAGGCGCGCGCCUAUUGCGGCUCGAGGCUGCGCUGCGCUGGAGUUUUUGCCGGGACCUCGUGAAGUCAGCCUCGCGGCUUGGCGCGCUGAGGUGAAUGAGAACGAGGCGUCGCUGCGACUGCGGUGAGGUGACCGGCUUCGUGGGGAAGCAAGCAAAGCUGGAAGAGAGGCGUGCGGGUGGAGGCUCGCUCUGCCUCCUCUCACCAACUCAGCUUGGGGCAGGAGGGGACGCUGGCUCGACAGCUAUGGUGUGAUGAUAAAAAGAAAGAAGUGCUGAAGUUCCUGUCAGAUAAGCUGUCGAAUGAAGUAUCUACUUAAAAUAACCCUAGUUGAAGCAAUAAGUGACAGGAGCACAGAGAAAAGGCCAACAUAGUGACAUCAGUAAAAGAAACAGAAAGGAGGUCAUUAUUCUUAGAGUGGACAGCUUCAGAUUCCUAAGAGACGACUCCUGGAAGUUUCAGAGGUCCACCCAUUGGAUUCUUUAAAGGACCAGCAUUAAGUUUGGAAACAAUCCUGGUCUGGCAAUGUGGAUUUCACACAGAAUGGGCAGUGCAAAGACUUGGCUUGGACUCAGUAUGUCCUUAUGUGUUUGCUUAAUGAUGAACCUCAUCACAAUGGUAUUAUCUGAGAGCACCAGACCACCCAGCAAAAGCCAGGGAGAUAGCCUGUCAGACAACUUGCUUCUGCAUCAGCGAAUGAAAAGGAGCUGGGUAUGGAACCAAUUCUUUGUUUUGGAAGAAUACACCGGCACGGAUCCUUUGUAUGUGGGAAAGCUCCAUUCCGAUAUGGACAGAGGAGAUGGAUCAAUCAAAUAUAUUCUGUCAGGAGAAGGAGCUGGUGUUGUGUUUACCAUCGAUGACACUACUGGGGAUAUCCAUGCCAUUCAGAGAUUAGACCGAGAAGAGAGGUCCCAGUAUACCCUGAGGGCUCAAGCCCUGGAUAGACGGACAGGCAGGCCGAUGGAACCAGAAUCUGAAUUUAUCAUCAAGAUUCAAGAUAUCAAUGACAAUGAACCUAAGUUCCUGGAUGGACCAUAUGUUGCUUCAGUGCCUGAAAUGUCACCAGUGGGCACCUCCGUUAUCCAAGUGACAGCAACAGAUGCUGAUGAUCCUACCUAUGGGAACAGUGCCAGGGUAGUCUACAGCAUUCUCCAAGGACAGCCAUAUUUCUCUGUGGACUCCAGAACAGGCUUAAUUAGGACAGCACUAAUGAACAUGGAUAGAGAAGCAAAAGAAUACUACGAGGUGAUUAUCCAGGCCAAAGAUAUGGGUGGACAACUGGGAGGACUAGCUGGUACAACUCUAGUCAACAUCACACUCUCAGAUGUCAAUGACAAUCCACCCAGAUUUCCACAGAAACAUUAUCAGAUGAGUGUAUUGGAGUCAGCUCCAGUCAGCUCUACUGUGGGCCGUGUUCUUGCUAAAGAUUUAGAUGAAGGCAUUAAUGCUGAAAUGAAAUACAGCUUUGUGGAUGGAGAUGGAUUGGAUGCCUUUGCUAUUACCACUGAUCUCAGUUACCAGGUUGGCAUCAUCACAGUGAGAAAGCCCUUGAACUUCGAGAGCAAGAAAAGCUACACUUUAAAAGUAGAGGGUGCCAAUCCCCACCUGGAAAUGCGUUUCUUGAACCUAGGCCCAUUCCGUGACACUGCAACUGUGCAUAUCAGUGUGGAGGAUGUGGAUGAGCCCCCAGUGUUUGAGCCCAGCUUUUAUUUUGUGGAGGUACCUGAAGAUGUGGACAUUGGAACCACCAUACAAAUGAUUCAUGCCAAGGACCCUGAUGUGACCAACAACUCAAUCAGAUAUUCCAUUGAUAGAAGCAGUGAUCCUGGACGCUUUUUUUACGUUGACAUUACAACAGGUGCCUUGAUGACUGCAAGACCUCUGGAUCGGGAAGAUAUUUCGUGGCACAAUAUCACUGUGCUGGCCAUGGAACUGAACAACCCCUCCCAAGUUGGCAGUGUUCCAGUCACAGUAAGAGCCCUGGAUGUGAAUGACAAUGCUCCAGAGUUUCCCAGGUUCUAUGAGGCUUUUGUGUGUGAAAAUGCAAAACCUGGACAGUUGAUUCAGACAGUAAGUGCAGUAGACCAAGAUGACCCACAGGAGGGACAGCACUUCUACUACAGCUUGGCUCCCGAGGCAGCUAACAACCCCAAUUUUACUCUAAGGGACAAUCAAGAUAACACAGCUUGGAUUUUAACCAGGAGAUCAGGCUUCCGGCAGCAGGAGCAGAACACCUUUUACCUUCCCAUCCUGAUAGCUGAUAAUGGACGCCCCAUGCUGAGUAGCACUGGGACUGUAACAAUUCACGUUUGCAGCUGUGAUGACAAAGGUCUCGUGAUGUCCUGCAAUGCCGAGGCUUACAUACUCCCUGUCAGCCUGAGCAGAGGAGCACUGAUUGCCAUUCUAGCCUGCAUCUUUGUCCUACUAGUGCUGGUGCUGCUGAUCUUAUCCAUGAGAAGACACAGGAAGCAGCCGUACAUCAUUGACGAAGACGAGAACAUCCACGAAAACAUUGUCCGAUAUGACGACGAGGGGGGUGGGGAGGAAGACACAGAGGCCUUUGACAUUGCUGCCCUGUGGAACCCUAGAGAGGUGCAAGUGGCCAUGAAGAGCAGGCAGGACAUGAUGCCAGAGAUUGAAAGCCUCUCCAGAUACGUGCCUCAGGCCUGCACGAUGGACAGCAGUGUUCACAGCUACGUGUUGGCCAAGCUCUAUGAAGCAGACAUGGACCUCUGGGCACCUCCUUUUGACUCUCUCCAGACCUACAUGUUUGAGGGCAAUGGCUCAGUGGCAGAGUCGCUCAGUUCCUUACAGUCUGUGACUACGGACUCAGAGCAGAGCUAUGACUAUCUUUCAGACUGGGGGCCUCGCUUUAAAAAGCUGGCUGAAAUGUACGGUGCCACAGAAGGGAAUGGGGCCUUUUGGUAACAAAAAGGAAAGGGUGGGGUACUUGGUACUCCAUGCAGCCAUCCAAAUUUGUACUCCUCAGAUAUGAGGACACGGGUGAGAUGGCCUCCUACAAAUAGCAAUAUGGUGCUUAAGGGAGAAUGCAGAAGAGGAGUGCAAAUAAAUAAAAGCUCUCUCUGGAUCAGCUUUACUCAGUUACAUUAAGCUAUAUUUGUAAACGAAGACAAACAGAAAAGGGGUGGGGAGUAUUUCCUGGUGGGUUUAAAAAAAAAAAUAGCUACACUUGAAUGCUUCACUCCUGGACUAGAAUGACAUUAUCCUCUUUUAUUUUGUUUUUAAACAUGACAGCUUAUUAAGUUCUUUACAUCUGGGUGUGAAGACCUGUAAUUUUCAGUUCAGGAGGAAAUCGUCCGCAGAAAGCCUUCCCCCAGUGGAUUAUGCCCUCCUUUCCAAUCUCCAUUUAUAAAGCAAUUGCUUGCUAGCAAUUCAAGAAGGCACAAAAUGAGGGGGGGGGGACACACGUAAAGCCAGUGAAACUCUGGUUUCUGUCACCAGCAAGAGUCCUUGAGUCCUUCAAAAGGGCCUGACUUUUGCCACCUUGCACAGCAGAAGGGUCUGAGUGGGGUGGGGAGAGCAAUUGAGUGGCACUCAUUGAAUAACAUCUGAUCCAUGUGUCAUACACAUUAAUACUAAUAUCCAAUUAAUGUAUGUUGCAUCUCUCCUCAGCUUUCAAAAAACGUGGUUCAGAAUUGAGCCAGAAAAAAGAUGCCUCUUUUUGCACUGUAGAUAUUUCUUCCAUGUGCCAAAUGUGAAAAUUAGAUGCUACAAAUGAAAGCCAAAUAAAAUGCAAAUUAUUUGAUAACUAUAUGGGUUGGAGGGGCUUUCCCAAACUAUGCGAGAUCAAACUGAGGGAAGUUUACACUGUAGGUAACCUACUUGAACAAAUGCAGUAUUAUAGAGGAAUAAAUGGAUGUAAUAAAUAUUCCAUAUAUAAGUUUUGUAUAUUUGUUAAUAAUUUUGGUAAUAAAUAUCAUGUACUGGAUACAGCUCAGUACCUUAGGACCUCUUUUAAUAAAAGUUAAACUGAAGGAAAACCUGCA